Messenger RNA from Bursaphelenchus xylophilus (pine wood nematode), 1959 nucleotides. NCBI's taxonomy places the organism in Eukaryota, Metazoa, Nematoda, Chromadorea, Rhabditida, Aphelenchoididae. The record is from the annotation of a GenBank genome assembly.
AUGUACUAUUUCGCCGUCCUCUCCGGCGCCGGGAUUGCUUUGACUUUCGCCUGGAGUUGCGGGAAAAAUCGCCGAAAUUCGCUGAAAAAACGAAUCCCCAAAGCACUGUCAAUAAGUAAUAGAUCCAAAAAGUCGAAGAAAUCAGCCAGAACUCCAUCACAAGGACAAAGCGAUCGGAAGAAUGUGCCGGGUGGAUUCGGAUCGGUGAAAUCUUCGAAUCGAGUGAAGAAAACCACGAGAAAAGAGAGGGAUGAGAAGAAGGAGAGGAAACAAAAGAGUUCGAAGGGCCAGCGGAACAAUGGAGAUCGGAGUAAAAGGUAAUAUGGAAGAAAUUAUGGUAAAAUCUCGCUUCUAGUUCGAAAAAAAUCAAGACCCAAAGCUUUGGCGAAUUCUUUGAUACGCAUUUUUUGAUUGUAAAAUACUUUUUUGAUGUAAAAUACAAAAAUUAAAAACGGUCUUUAUAGCGGAGAGACCAUGGGAAAUGAGGAGAGACGGUCAGAGAAAAGAUUUUUUGAGUGUUUCUUCCAUAAGUUUUCGGAGAGAUAGUCGAUUUUUUGUUGGGCCAAAUGACUUCAUAACUAUUUCAUAAGCAUAUAAAAAAUAGUUUUUUUCUCCGAAAAAGUUGCUUCUUCAGCCGCCGUUCAUCAAACUCAUCCUCCAAAUCCAAUAAGUCCCAAUCAUCCCAAAAAUCGGCCCGCAAGUUGCGACGUUCCAAGUCCAAUGGAAAUGACAUUAGUGGCAAAGAUGACGGUGAAAAAUCGGCUUCUACAAGCCAGAAAUCACAAGACAAAACGGAGAAAGAUUUCAGUGGAAGAAGUUGGAGAAAGUCGCUGCAAGAUAACGAUGACUCGUAAGUCCAACUUUGGAAUUUCAUGAAUUAAAAUUUAAAUUUUAGAUCCAAACAGAUGGUUGCACCUACAAGACAGCAUGAAGUUGACAUUGAUGAGGACGAUCGGAGUAUGAAACCGCAGAAGCCAAAGCUCAAAAAACGAUCCAAAUUGUCGAAGAAGCCCGAAAAGUCAGACACUUCGAAGAAGGAUGAAAAAAGUAUUAAAAAGUAGGGAAGUUGAAAUUUUAUAAUUGAAAUUAAACGAAAAACUAGGCUUAUAGCCAAUUUAAUUAAUGAUUUUUGAUCAAAAACAAACCCAAAAAUCCUAGGGUACUGUAAAUUUUGGAAAAGUUUUGAUGACUUUUUCGCACAAAAAAAUAGAAAAUAUAAUAGAAUAAAUACAAAAAGAAACGCAAUAAUAAAAAAUUAUCGUCAAAAUUUUUGGAUUUGCUAACAUUUAACCUUAGGGCAGCUCCGACCGCAUCAGGAACGGUAGUGGUUGAACCGGAACAGGCGGAACAACAGAAGGACCCACAUGUCGACGGAGUCAUCAGCCAGCGAUUCAAAAUUUCGUCUGACAGUCUGAUUACGGUGAGAAUUCGUUUUAUACAAAAAAAUAAAAAAAAAAUCAAAAGUCGAUUUUUUUUGUUUUGUUGCAACAAAUUGUUGUAAAAUACGAUGUAGUCUCUGUCCGCCAACUUUAUUUCGUACCCACAAUUUUUUAAUAAUUUUUCAAUUUGAAAUGUUCAGCCAACUCCGACCAAAGCCUCGGAUAGCAGCACCUCAUCCGCGAAGCCGGCUCAGCCUCUGAAAACCAUCGCCAAUGCUCCAAAUCCAAUGAAGAAUCAGGCCGGAACGAAUACGUCAUCCAUAAGCAAGAAGAAUGAGAGUGUGGGAACAAAGAAGUUGAGAUAUAGGCAAAUCCCGUAAGGAAAAUUUCAAACAAUCCUAAAAAAAAUUUUUUUAAAGAUUAGAAAAGCCGCAAAAAAUAAACUACUAUUUUAAAAAAAUCAAAACAUUAUAAACUUAAUUUUUUUAAUUUCAGCUCAAGAGGAAAACGAACUUUACAUGCCCCAAAGAAAUCCAAAUUCCGUUGGUUCAGAUCGAAAGCGGCCAAAGAAAAGACGUAG